GGGAUCAGAGCAGCUGCGCCAAUGCGACAAUGCUCCAUCUUUUUCCAGACCCUCCAAUUCCACAGCAACCCCCCUGAGCCGACCCGACCGCAUCCCGACGACUACCUCGAGGCGACGCAUUGUGAGCCAGCCACUGUCGCCAGCAUCGUCGACCGUCGGAAUUUUAACAAUAUAGACGAUAUCAUUGUCAACACCACACGUAUCAGUUCUCGUACACCCAGCCUUAGGCAUUUGGGGCUCUGAGAUGCAGCCGGCCGAUUCCCGUUAGCUUUCGAUCGAUUCGAAGCGCGCUCGAACUCGACCAGCCAGAAACCACACUGUUGCUGCUUCCCUGCUCCGCUGUCUUUGAAAUCCAGCCUCCGAAACCUCGACUUUCUCUGUCGAUUUCGCUUAUACUUGAGCCCUUCGUCUAGACUAGUCGCGUGACGGGGAUAUUGAAAGCUGGGGGGAUUACCAGGCCUUGACGGCAUUACCACACUACACUGCAUUGCAUUGCAGACGUUACGCCCAGCUUAGCUUGCAUCAUACAAGAGCAGAACAGAGUUGAGGAUAUCACAAAAUGGCGUCUUCAGGCCCCACGGGCUUUCUGGGCCGAUCCAGCAGCAGCAAUGCCAAUAUGCGAGGACUAGUGCAGUUCAUUGCCGACUUGCGCAAUGCGCGUGCUCGAGAAUUGGAAGAGAAGAGAAUCAACAAGGAACUGGCCAAUAUCAGGCAAAAGUUCAAAGAUGGUAAUCUGAGCGGGUAUCACAAAAAGAAAUAUGUUUGCAAGCUUCUGUACAUCUACAUUCUGGGCUGGAACGUCGAUUUUGGACACCUCGAGGCAGUCAAUCUCAUCUCGGCAACAAAGUACUCGGAGAAGCAGAUUGGGUAUUUGGCAAUGACCUUGUUCUUGCACGAGCAGCACGAGCUAUUACACCUGGUGGUGAACAGUAUUCGGAAAGAUCUGAUGGACCACAACGAACUGUUCAACUGCCUUGCACUGCACGCCAUUGCAAACGUGGGUGGUCGGGAGAUGGGCGAGGCCCUUAGCGGAGAGGUACACAGGUUACUGAUCUCACCCACCUCGAAAUCUUUUGUCAAAAAGAAGGCGGCGCUUACCCUGCUCCGCUUGUACCGAAAAAAUCCUGGCAUCGUCCAGCCUCAAUGGGCAGAGAGGAUAAUACAUCUUAUGGAUGACCCGGAUUUUGGCGUGGCAUUAUCCGUUACCUCACUGGUCAUGGCUUUGGCCCAGGACGACCUCGAGCAGUACAAGGGCGCAUAUGCCAAGGCCGCCGCCCGCCUGAAACGGAUCCUUAUCGACGGGGAGUACGCCUCAGACUAUCUGUACUACAAGGUGCCUUGUCCCUGGCUCCAGAUCAAGCUCUUGCGACUCCUGCAGUAUUUCCCACCUUCCGAGGACAGUCACGUUCGGGAGAUGAUCCGGCAGUCCCUUCAAAGGAUAUUGGACCUCGCCUUGGAAACGAACAAAAAUGUACAGCAAAACAAUGCGCAAAAUGCUGUUCUCUUCGAAGCCAUCAACCUCAUCAUCCACCUCGAUACUGAACACGCUCUCAUGAAGCAGAUAUCUCAGAGACUGGGGCGAUUUAUCCAGUCGAGGGAGACAAAUGUUCGGUAUCUAGGUCUUGAGGCUAUGACGCACUUGGCCGCUCGAUCUGACACCACACUUGGUCCCAUCAAGCAACACCAGGAGGUGAUUUUGGGAUCUCUCAAGGACAGAGACAUCAGCGUUCGACGAAAGGGCCUUGAUCUCCUGUAUAGCAUGUGCGAUCACACAAAUGCACGACCAAUCGUGGGCGAGCUUCUUCACUACCUUCAAAACGCCGAUUUUGCAAUUCGAGAAGAGAUGGUGCUAAAAAUCGCCAUUCUGACGGAAAAGUAUGCCACCGAUGUCCAGUGGUAUGUUGACAUCUCCCUGCGUCUCAUCGCCAUGGCAGGAGAUCAUGUCAGUGAUGAGGUAUGGCAGCGUGUCAUCCAAAUUAUCACCAACAACGAGGAGCUGCAAGUAUAUGCUGCCCAAAACAUUCUUCAAUACUGCAAACAAGAUCACUGUCACGAGACAUUGGUCAAGAUUGGGGCCUACAUCCUCGGAGAGUUUGGUCAUUUGAUUGCUGAAGAGAAGGGCUGCAGUCCGAUCGAGCAGUUUAUUGCAUUGCAGAGCAAGCUCCCCGCCUGCGCACCAGGGACUCGUGGCAUGAUUCUGUCGUGUUUUGUAAAAUACGUGAAUCUGUUCCCCGAGAUCAAGCCACAGCUCGUCAACGUCUUCAACGUCUACAGCCACACGCUUGACCCUGAACUGCAGCAAAGAGCUUGCGAAUAUUUGACACUGGCAAGUAUGCCGACCGACGAUCUUCUCCGCACUGUUUGUGAUGAGAUGCCACCGUUCCCAGAGCGCGAGUCGGCCUUGCUUUCCAGGCUACACCGGAAGCAUGCGAACACAAGCGAUAAGAGGACGUGGAUCGUGGGAGGAAAGGACGCCAACUCGGACGCCGCUGAGCUCACGCUGGCCAAGAAUGGAAGUCUUAGAAGGACGUUCACCAACGCCGGUACCAAGCCAAACGGGGGUGCGGCCGGCGAUCUCUUAGGUCUUGACAUGAACAAUAUUGGCCCGGCAGAGGCAAAGUCAAUACCCAAUCUCGCCAGUGCCGCUCACUUGUCACCCAACUGGGAGAAGGGCUUCAACCGGCUUCUUCUCAAGCCAGAUGGCGUUCUUUACGAGGAUGGCCAGCUCCAGGUUGGCGUGCGGUCCGAGUACCGCGGUCAGAUGGCUUGCCUGAUUUUGUACUUUACAAACAAGACUCCGGCUCUUGUUGGAUCGUUCACCACGACGCUUGAUUUGGACACGUCAGAAAAGACCAAUCUGACAUGGGACGUCAAGGGCCUUCCCGACACGACGAUUGCACGGGGUGCUCAGGCCCAGCAGGUCAUUAUGUUUGAAGCCAAGAAGGUUUUCGAAAAGAGCCCAACAAUCCGGAUCAGCUACCUGGCCGGUGCGUUGCAGGCUCUUACCCUCAAGCUUCCUGUCACUCUCCACAAGUUCAUGGAUCCUGCCGAACUGACUGCUGAGGAUUUCUUCAAGAGGUGGAAGCAAAUCGGCGGGGCCCCUCGUGAGGCACAACAGGUGUUUGGGUUGACAACUGCUGCCAAGGACCAGCAAAGGGAACUCACCGACGGCUUCAUUCGAGAUGUCAUCAAGGGUUUCAGGUGGGGGGUGCUGAACAAUGUCGACCCUAAUACCAAGAAUUUUGUGGGUGCCAGCGUUGUGCACACGAGCGAGGGUGGGAAGAUUGGCUGCCUGCUCAGACUGGAGCCAAACUACGGAACACAGAUGAUUCGCCUUACGAUCAGGGCUACUGAUGACAGCGUACCGCCUGUGAUCCUGAAGCUUAUGGAGGGCAGGCUUGCACAGGGCCUGUCAACGGUGCAGGAGAGACACGGGCCACCGCAAACCGUGAGCGACAUCUCAGAUUCAUUUAGGAAUAUAAUGGUUCGUUGA
This is a messenger RNA of Podospora pseudocomata, 3493 nucleotides long. RefSeq lists its product as uncharacterized. Gene Ontology annotation, cellular component: membrane coat; AP-2 adaptor complex. Gene Ontology annotation, biological process: intracellular protein transport; clathrin-dependent endocytosis. Bases 560 to 3493 code for a protein of 977 amino acids. NCBI's taxonomy places the organism in Eukaryota, Fungi, Ascomycota, Sordariomycetes, Sordariales, Podosporaceae. Gene Ontology annotation, molecular function: clathrin-cargo adaptor activity. The transcript is spliced from 4 exons. The record is from RefSeq and is a predicted model, not a curated record.